Messenger RNA from Malania oleifera, 2001 nucleotides. RefSeq names its product probable zinc metalloprotease EGY2, chloroplastic. The coding region runs from base 221 to 1819 and encodes 532 amino acids. NCBI's taxonomy places the organism in Eukaryota, Viridiplantae, Streptophyta, Magnoliopsida, Santalales, Ximeniaceae. Gene Ontology annotation, biological process: proteolysis. The record is from RefSeq and is a predicted model, not a curated record. The transcript has 13 exons.
GAUAAUUCCUUCCAUUUCAUCGUUACUCAGAACACCACUAACCACGCGGCCGCGCCUCCCAUACUCCAAAGAUAAGAUUUAAACCCUCUCAUCGCGUUCUUCCAUCUCUCUAUCUUCCAAAACCCUAGCUCCCUUCAAUUUCUCAUCGAAACCCUUAAGUCGGAGAGUCAAUGGCGUUUGCUUCUUCGUCGAGUUAGAGAAUUGUUUGCCGACGCCGCAGAUGAACUUUCCGGUGACUUUUCGCGGGAACUUCUGUCCCCUGUCGCCCUGCAGUUCUUGUUGUUACAUUCGUUUCGUGCCGGUCACGAUAUCUUCGGUCGUUUCGCGAAGAAAAGUUUCGAGGUUAGGGUUUCGCAGGAAGCGGCGGGUUGUUUGCAGUGUGACUGAUACAAAGACUGAACCCGACAGCGAUAAUGAUAAGGAAGAAGUACAUGAAGACGGAGGAAUGCCACUUUCAAAUGAUUCCUCCACAGAGAACAAGCCACUGCUUGAAAACCAACAAAUGGCCAUUGACCAAGACAACGACCAGUUUGUUGGGGGACGACCUAUUUCAGACAAGAUUGUAGACAAUAAUGAUGGAGAAACUAAAGCCAAUGAAGGUGUCCAGGAUCAGGAUGUUAGUAAUUUAGAAGUUGCGAGUGGAUCACCUCUGCCAGGUGUGAAGCCACAGCAGCUGGAUGAUUCAAUCAGGAUUUCAAAGGAGACAAUUGAAAUUCUUAAGGACCAAGUGUUUGGUUUUGACACAUUUUUUGUUACAAGUCAAGAGCCUUAUGAGGGUGGAAUACUGUUUAAAGGAAACUUACGAGGGAAAGCUGCUGAAAGUUAUGAAAAGAUAACAAGAAGGAUGGAGGAUAGAUUUGGGGAUCAAUAUAAGCUUUUCCUUCUGAUUAAUCCAGAGGAUGAUAAACCAGUGGCAGUUGUUGUUCCAAGAAAGACAUUGCAACCAGAGGCCACCGUGGUCCCGGAAUGGUUUGCAGCUGGGGCCUUCGGAUUGGUUACUGUGUUUACUUUGCUUCUUCGGAACGUGCCUGCAUUGCAGUCCAACUUAUUAUCAACUUUUGACAAUCUUGGCUUGUUGAAGGAUGGCCUUUCUGGAGCUUUUGUAACUGCACUUGUUUUGGGAGUACACGAACUUGGUCACAUUGUGGUUGCAAAAAGCACUGGGAUUAAGCUUGGGGUGCCAUACUUCGUACCUAGCUGGCAGAUAGGCUCAUUUGGUGCUAUUACAAGGAUUGUAAACAUUGUAUCCAAGCGUGAGGAUCUUUUGAAGGUUGCAGUAGCUGGGCCUCUGGCUGGGUUCUCCUUGGGUCUCAUUCUUCUGCUUUUGGGGUUCAUCAUACCUCCUAACGGUAUUGGUGUUGUCGUCGAUGGUUCUGUAUUUCACGAGUCACUUCUUGCUGGGGGCAUUGCAAAGCUUCUUCUUGGCGAUGUUCUGAAGGAAGGCACUCCGUUGUCUGUGAACCCACUUGUUAUAUGGGCAUGGGCUGGACUUCUCAUUAAUGCAAUCAACAGUAUCCCUGCUGGGGAGCUUGAUGGGGGACGGAUUGCUUUUGCCAUAUGGGGAAGAAAGGCUUCAGCUCGCUUCACAGCUGUCUCAAUUGCUCUGGUGGGAAUAUCUUCGCUGUUUAAUGACGUGGCAUUUUAUUGGGUAGUUCUGAUAUUUUUCUUACAGAGAAGCCCAAUUGCUCCACUGUCUGAGGAAAUCACGGACCCAGAUGACAAGUAUGCAUUCCUUGGAGUUGCUGUCCUGCUCAUAGGUCUGCUCGUUUGCUUGCCAUAUCCCUUCCCUUUCGCAAAUGAAGCCAUUACAAAUUUUUAGUAAUGUAGUCCACACUAUAAAUACUAAAAAAAAAAUGUCAACGCCCACGGGUCUCGCCAAAUCCCUUCCCUUCGCCACAGUAAGUAUAUAUUUUAAGACAAAUGAGUUCAAAACUUGCAGGGUAACUGAUGUAUAGCUAGGCAUUAAUUGUUCAUAAGCUUUUAGUAUGUUUAUUGCUUAAA